CACAGAUGCAAGAGUUUGCGGCGGCUGUAGUCCAAGAUCCUGAGGUGAAGCUUCUGGUUCUGCGAUCCACCUCUGACGAUUUCCCAAAGUCAAUUGCGUGUGAGAACAUUACCGAAGACUGGAGACUUGAACAUCUCAUUCCAGAGGCCCAAGAAAACAUGAUGGAUGUCAAACUGAAAUUUCAGGGUGAUGCGAUGUCUCUUAGGGACCUGGAAGCCCUUUGGCCUGGAGUCCGCGGCGAAGUGGACGGUCCGCUGCUUAGCGCGUUGGUGAAGGCGCAAUCGGGUGAUGCGAUGCCUGCUUUGGGCCCCGCGAACCCCGCCUUCGACGACACGUGUCACUUGGACCGCUCUCUCCAUCACUGUGCUCUUCUCCGCGCCGACGUGCUCACCGCCUUAGAUCCCGCGCGCCAGCUACUUGCCCUAAGCGGCUUCACCGCCGAGGAGGUUGAGACGCUGCGGCAGCGAGACGAUUCUCGCCAGCCUUUGCACCACCACAGCAUGACGAUGGGCGUGAACGCAGAAAGGUGGCUUCGGCUGGAGGACGCGUGCGGGUCGGCGGGCGAGCAGGAGCUGGGCGCCGCCUUCGCGCAACUCUGCCUGGCCGGGGACCCGCGCCGCCUGCACUGGGUGGCGCGCCUGCCCGGCCGGGCUGACUGCCAGGGCCGGGGAGAGCCGCUGCUGCUUUGGCGGGCGACUCUUGGGGAGGAGGAGGCGUUGGCGCAGUUCGUGCAACCACUGGCUGGC
This is a messenger RNA of Gryllus bimaculatus (two-spotted cricket), 746 nucleotides long. The record is from the annotation of a GenBank genome assembly. Lineage: Eukaryota; Metazoa; Arthropoda; Insecta; Orthoptera; Gryllidae.